GAUAUCUAUAAUAUGCGGUACAAAGUGUUCUCACAGGCGAACAUUCCUGGUAAGCCAUUUGCCAAUUUAUAAUGUAAACGAUAGGUGAUUACGGGAAAUUGAAAGCGCACAUAACAUCUUUGGGUGGGCGAUGCGAAUACGAAUUAGACGAUGAGAACUGUCUAUCGUACUUUUUCUUCAGCACUGGUGAUCAAAAGAUUUUUGCAGACCGUUUCGGUGAUGUUAUUGGUUUGGACGGAACAUACAAGACGAAUAACGAGAAUAUCUAUUUAUAUCAGGUCGUAGCCCUGGAUAUGAAUUUGAAGGCGAUACCCGUUUGUAUUGCAUUUAUAAGUCGCGAAACAUCGACUUUGAUUUCUCGAUUCCUGUCGUUCUUCCAAGGGUUAACCAACAGUCGACAGGUGGUAGGCAUUGUGACAGAUGAUUCACCUGCAAUAGCUGCUGCCAUCAUGCAGGUGUAUCCCAAUGCUCACCAUAUCUUGUGUCGCGUCCACCUUGUUCGCAAUGUUAUAAAGAGGAGGGUACGAUCAGAAGUGAUACAACUAUUUUUUCGCCUGAUGUUUACUCAAACGGUUGAAAGUUUUAACAAUGUAUUAUCCUUGAUCGAAAUAUCGGACGGAACGUUUGCCCGAUAUGUCAGAGACCACUUACACAAAUGGUCUACAGCUUUUCGACCAUCAGCAACGCUACUUCAACUCAAUAAUACGAACUUUGUUGAGACAAGUCACCGAAUUUUGAAGAUGCAUCAACUGAGUCGAAAAACACCUGUGCUGAGAUCUAUAUUUAGUGUGCUACUUCGCGUUGGAUAUUGGAUGGAAGCAAGAUUACAGAAAUAUACAUCAGAUUGCCGGGUAAAAGCCAACAUCGGCCAAGAGCCAGCAAUGCGUGGACUUCAGGAACGACUGACACCAGCUGCAUGUCAGGUACUGAGGCGGCACUUGCGCACUCCUUUGACGGAGUUUGUAAUGUCUGCUGACUUAUUCACGGCUGUGGACGCAACAGGAACUUUACAACGCCGUUGAUGCAUCGAGGAAAUGUCGAUUUGGAUGAAACGUUAAGUAACGACGAGGAUGACGUAGUUUCUAUAAACUCAGAAGAGUUAACAGAACGGGACAUCCAAAAUGAAGAAGAUGAAGAGAACCGUUUGUGUGACAUCUGUAAUCUUGCACAGCCGCCCUAUGAAACUGGUGAUGAAGUGGGUUGGGUUUUCUGUCCUUGUGAAGCUAUGUUUCAUAGAUUCUGUGCUUAUGACCCAUCACCGAACGUACGAGCAGUACACUGUCCGAUGUGUGGCGCCAUUACCAACUAAUAGUUUGGACGUCCCACCGCGAGAACGAUUAAAGGCCCUUUUCAGGGCCACCCACAAAU
Messenger RNA from Schistosoma mattheei, 1368 nucleotides. Lineage: Eukaryota; Metazoa; Platyhelminthes; Trematoda; Strigeidida; Schistosomatidae. The record is from the annotation of a GenBank genome assembly.